UUCUUGGACCGCUUAUCAGCCAAGGUGCAUGACAAGCCAUUGACCGCCGAGCAGGUCUCGGAGCUGUUUCAGGAAUUUUAUGAGCGCGCCGCAAGUCAUGUCGCUACCCACAUCGCUACACUGGCCUCGAAGAUUGGCCGCCAGACCCCGCCAGCACAGUCCAAGACGAAGGGAAGAUCCAGAGCAGGGUCAGGAGCCAAGAAGGUGUCCACGGAUAGCCUCUUCAGUCACGCAGAAAUGCUGACUGCCGACGAGGUGGCAGACAGGAAGAAGGCGAGACGAUUAUUGGAACAGAAGAGACUGGCGCUAGAAGAGGCUGUUGAGCGAGGCGUAUGUGAGAAGGUCUAUGACAAGAUCUGGCAGCAUCGGAGUGCCGAAGAUGAGGCGCGUGAUGAGAAGUUGCGUUCGCGCACGCAAUCGCUGGCCUUGGUGGGCAUUGGUUUGAAAGAGCUGCAUAUGGACAAUGAUCCUGCCACUGCCGAAAUCCGACGCACUGCGGAAGAGAAGGAAGAUGAGAUCAAUCACGCGCUAUCUGCUGCGAGAGAUGCCUUGCUGAAGAUGGAUGGGGAACACUACCCCCUCGGCAAGCUGCAGCAUCUAACGGCUGCGCACAAAGCCAUCGUUGAGACAUUGUCGCAAUUGUUUCCGUCAUCGUCAUCAGCAGAUGAGAUCUUGCCAACAUUGAUCUACACUCUGAUCACUUGUCCUGCGCAAGGGGUGAAUGCCGUGAGCAAUCUCGCAUUCAUCCAGCGAUUCCGAACGGCAAGCAAGGUGGACGGCGAGGCUGCAUACUGUCUUGUCAAUCUGGAAGCCGCCAUUUCUUUCUUGGAAACAGUCGACUUGUCCUCGCUACGAGCUGACGAGCUUCCGCAAGGCCCAGACGCGAAGCUGUCAAGCCAGCCAUCAACGCCUAAAACAGAGACGCCACCUUCUGUACCCAUGCCCACCAGCGCAGAGACCUCGACACCGAGUGUUACUGCAGCCUCAGCUACUGCUUCAGAUCAGAGCAAUACCUCAACCCCUGCAAGCAAAGCGCUCCUCUCGGCGCUCAUGGCUCAGCAGGCGGAACGCAUCGAGGCCGGGCGGGACAACUUCUUGAACGCAGCAGACAAAUUCUACGACUCCGUUAAUGGGACCUUGGACAACAGUCUGCAGUUUCUGCUUGGAAGAUUCAAGGAGGAGGCGGGUGAGACCAACGCCGCGCUGCCCAAGACACUCGAGGAUGCGAGGAAGCUAGUCUCACCCACCAGCGGUCCAGACGAUGAUGCAGACUCUUUGUCGAUAUCUGGGCGUAGCAGUCCUGGCCUCGAGGAUCCGCUCGCUGCUGGUGGCAAGUCAACAGAAAGCAACAAGAUGCUGGAACUGCUUGGUGGCAAGAAGCAGAUACGUGAGCGCAGUGCGGACAGCACACGAUCAGGGGGCAGUGGCAGACGUGCUGUCACUUUCGACUCCAAAACUGCUGCCGGAAAUGCUGCGGUCAAAGACAAGCCAAGCAACGGACCACCUGCACCAUCAGGCUUGUUCAACUCUAUCAACCCUUUGACCAAUCUAAACAAAUUCACAGUGCCCGCUUUUGUCCCGCGUUUUGGCCGUUCUGGAAGUGUGAACAGCUCAGCACAACCUCCACCGUCGCUACUUGAGACCAAAUCUGAUGUCCUCUCAACGACAUCGAAGCUUGAGAGAACUCGAAGCAGGGAUUCUUCGCUGGCUGUUGACGAGGGUGACGACUUGAACGCAAGAGAAGCUCUAGCAGAGCUGAGGAAGAUCAAACCGCCAAAGAACAGAUUCCUGAAUGUGGAAAGUGCCAAUCAAUUGAAGAUUGGUGAAGUGGAAGAGUUGCUCUUGGAGUAUCGGCGUUUGGCAAAAGCUAUAGGAGAAGCGAUU
Pseudocercospora fijiensis CIRAD86 is the source of this 1884-nucleotide messenger RNA. RefSeq lists its product as uncharacterized. NCBI's taxonomy places the organism in Eukaryota, Fungi, Ascomycota, Dothideomycetes, Mycosphaerellales, Mycosphaerellaceae. The transcript has 3 exons. Gene Ontology annotation, molecular function: guanyl-nucleotide exchange factor activity; small GTPase binding. The annotation marks the transcript as partial. Gene Ontology annotation, cellular component: cytosol; endocytic vesicle. The record is from RefSeq and is a predicted model, not a curated record. Gene Ontology annotation, biological process: vesicle-mediated transport.